Haliotis rubra (blacklip abalone) is the source of this 1874-nucleotide messenger RNA. RefSeq lists its product as uncharacterized. The record is from RefSeq and is a predicted model, not a curated record. NCBI's taxonomy places the organism in Eukaryota, Metazoa, Mollusca, Gastropoda, Lepetellida, Haliotidae. Bases 6 to 1583 code for a protein of 525 amino acids. The transcript is spliced from 8 exons.
CAACAAUGUCCAGUUCGCAAGUGACCGCUGCUCUUCUAUUAUCCGUUAUAACGGGGAGUGUGGGGCAUAUAUGCAUUGUCUUUCCCCACCAAAGAGGCCCCUUAAAUAUAUCGACAAGCGGCAAUCCAACGUGUUUUCGCCAUGGAGCGCCCUGUGGGGGACAGAACGCCGAGGACCCUAAGGUGACCUUGGCAGCUGGCGGUACCGCCUUCAUCAAGUGGCAGCAGAACUAUAACCACUAUAGCGUUGGGUACUCAGGGUACAUGGAUGCCGCCAUUGCCCCGCUUUCUUCAAGUGACUUCAAGCUGCUGGCGGUUGUUUCUGACAAAUACGUCUAUGCCCAGGACUAUCAGAGAAACUACACUGUUGUCGUGAGCAUACCCGAGAUGGAGUGUGACCACUGUGUCAUUCGUGUUCGGUACAACGCUCAUAAACCUGGCGAGAACACGUUUUACCAGUGCACAGACGUGCGUGUGACCAAGACCCAAGGGACACAACUCCUCCCCCAGCUUCCGCCUUACGGGAAGAACGAGCAGAACUACCUACAUAAAGCUCUGCAAUUGAUAUCCCCGCCUCAGCGCCGCACUGCAGAUGAUGUAACAAUUUACGGCAUCGUGUACAGCCGUAACCAGCCCGACGUCGCCGACUACGUAGCCGUUGAUGCCGCGACGGGUGUAAUCACGGACAUCACGACGUUGAAAUAUGGUGUAGGAUUUUCCAGUGGUCGUGUCAGAGAUGUCAACGCUAACUACAUCGCUGACGGCGUAGCCGCUGUUGACCCUCCUCGAGGGGUAACGGUCAUGAUGAACCAUCAACAGUCGUCGUCGCUGGACGCCCCAGCUAGUACAAUGCUGGAGCUCGGCACGAACAAUGGCAGCGUCGUCAGGCAUGGGAAUAUACUUGGGUUUGACCAACGGCCUUUCAGCGCUGUUGUGUAUCAGAGCUUUGGGCAGUACCUCACCUUCAGCAUCGAGGAGGAAACGGCGAAGCCAGGUAACUUCUAUUUCGUGGUGGGUGGACUUGACUGGUCGGGUAAUUGGCAGGAGGUUGUGCGCAUGCCCGACACAGAGGACACGUAUGUCAACUUCCAGUGGGCAGAGUACGAUCCUGGACGUAUGAUGUUGUUUGUCCUCUUGGGUAAUGAGAACGACGCAGAUGGUCUCUCCGCCAGGAUCUACACAUUCGAUAUCUCCGCUAAAGCCUUCAAGUCCCACGCUGAUAUUGACGUUAGCAAGUAUACAUUCAUGUCCAUGCAACUUUACACCAAGACAGGUCAGCUCCUGGCUGUGUCCCCUGGCUUGUUUAAAGACACCUACCCCGGGUACAGCCUGAUAUCUGUCGACCCUUUCACUGGCGCUGUGGUAGAUCUGGCCGAGAUCACACAACCAGGAAUAUUCGAGAAAUACUACGGUGGUACCAUCUUCAACGGGAUGGAUCAAGAAAAGGGUAUCCUUUAUCAUGUGUUCCGGGUAGCCGACGCCGAAGCUGACGUCAUCGCCACGAUUUCUCUAAGCGACAUGAAAACGACGUUUUCCAAGAUUACCAACAUUAGACAUGUCCACAACUUAGCUAGGGGAAUCUGAGUCGAAUGUUAAGGGAAUAUUGGUGGUUGGUUGUCAAGGAUGUGAACUGAAUGGACAUGCUCGUCCAAGUGACCUGACGUAUCCAUACGUGGUUCUGUUCAUCAAGUCAGAAAAGAGAGAUAUCUGUUUCCUAACAACUGAUGAUAACACAUUCAAAUGUUUACCGGAGAGAAAUGUUAGUCUGAAAAUGUCUCGCUGAAAAUGGUCUGACAUGAUGUAAAUAUUUUAAUCUACGCAUCUUUGUAAAAUUUAGCUCCGUUAUUACAUUGAAAUAUACAUUUUGUUUCCAAA